This is a messenger RNA of Nelumbo nucifera (sacred lotus), 1342 nucleotides long. The record is from RefSeq and is a predicted model, not a curated record. NCBI's taxonomy places the organism in Eukaryota, Viridiplantae, Streptophyta, Magnoliopsida, Proteales, Nelumbonaceae.
GCGGGGCAGAUAAAUACCCUGAUUCUUGAAUCCUGCUCGAUCCUGAGUCCAUUUUACUUCUCCCGAUCGUUCGUUUUGAUUUCUCUGCAAAAACCAACGUAAAUUGUUCGAUUGUUUGGUUCUUCUUCAUUGUAUUUCGCUGAACAAAGCUUGGAAAGCGAUGAAGCGGAAACAGCAAGAGAAGCCUCAGGACAAUAGAGACUACGAGAAUAAUGGUGAGUCAUGGUUGAGAGGGAAGACGAUUGGCCGAGGGGGGUUUUCCAGGGUUUCUCUGGCUAUGACGAAGAGAGUCAACACACGUCGAUGCAACUUGCCGCCGAUUAUGGCUGUGAAGUGGGCGGAGAUCUUUCAAUCGGAUACGCUUCAGGAGGAGAGAGAAGUUCUGGCCGACUUAGAUGGAUGCCCUCAUAUCGUUCACUGCUUUGGCGAUGAAGUCACCUUUGGGAACAACGAGCUUUACUUUAACUUGCUACUGGAGUACGGUUCUGUAGGAUCUCUAGCCCAACAUAUAAAGAGAUCGAAUGACGGGUUACCUGAAUCCGAAGUGAAGCGCUAUACGAAGUCGAUUCUUGAAGGGCUCGUUUACAUUCAUUCUCGCGGCUAUGUCCACUGCGAUAUCAAGCCUGCCAAUAUCAUUCUCGUUCCUUCCUCUACAUUUGCCUUCUUGUCUUCCCGAAAGCGAAAGCCCAGGAGCUAUUGCUACGUUGUAAAGAUUGCGGAUUUUGGAUUAGCGAAGAAGGCUCAGCAGAAGAAAUUGAAGAGGGGUUGGAGAGGCACUCCUCUGUACUUGUCACCGGAAGUUGUUAGAGAUGGCAUACAGGAGGCCCCCGCUGAUAUAUGGGCUCUAGGUUGCACUGUGGCAGAGAUGAUAACUGGGAAGCCGGCAUUGAGUUGCAAAGUCGGUUCGGAUGUUAAUUGUGUUCUGUUUCAGAUAAGCUCUGGUUUUUCCUUGCCAGAGGUACCCAGUGAGAUGCCAGACGAGGGCAAGGAUUUUCUGAAUAUGUGUUUCGUGAAGAAUGCUGAGUUGAGAUGGACAGCGAAGAUGCUCUUGAAUCACCCAUUCAUUGCAGGAGAUGGUAUUUAAGCAUUAUAGGAGGCUCAGUUUGUGCAGGAGAUAGGUGUUUUUCGGUUUCUCCUGGAUUAAGAGGCUGAACUCAUGGUUUAUUUUUUGGGUUUAGAUACAUGUUAUUCUUUUUUGUUCUUCAUUUGGCACCAUAUUUUUUUGUGAAGUGCAAUUCUGAGAGAACCAUCUCAUCAUUGUACCCUGAAACAAAAGGCUAUCCAUGUUAUUAUUGGUGUUAAAUGAAAAAAGAAAGAAGGUGAAUUUGAAUUGUUACUUUGC